AUGUGGAAAAAUUCUUUUUCCCCACUGCCCAAAAAUUCUUUGAAUGUGGAAGAAUUCGGUUGGAAACUGGAAAAUAACAGCUAUUCCUUCCGGUGGUUGGAGGCGGACGACGUUCCUCCUAAUGUACAGGAAAUUAUUGAAGCCCCAAAAGAAAACGACGCUAAUGACGAGGAAGUCGUAUCGAUGUGUACAAACUUUGAUGAUGAAGAGGAUGAAGAAUCAAAUGAUGACGAUGACAGCGAUUGCCAAUUCAAUAUUGGCUACACUACGGAAGAAGAGUCUGUACAUAGCCGCGAUGAUGAUAAUGAUAAUAUCGACGAUGAUGAUGAUGAAGCGAUUGAUGAUAAUGAUAAUUAG
Molecule: messenger RNA, 357 nt
Organism: Chilo suppressalis (striped riceborer)
Lineage: Eukaryota; Metazoa; Arthropoda; Insecta; Lepidoptera; Crambidae
Source: the annotation of a GenBank genome assembly